This is a messenger RNA of Saimiri boliviensis boliviensis (Bolivian squirrel monkey), 719 nucleotides long. RefSeq names its product serine peptidase inhibitor Kazal type 1 (gene SPINK1). Gene Ontology annotation, molecular function: serine-type endopeptidase inhibitor activity; protein binding. NCBI's taxonomy places the organism in Eukaryota, Metazoa, Chordata, Mammalia, Primates, Cebidae. The record is from RefSeq and is a predicted model, not a curated record.
AUCAGCUAUUUUAGACUUUGUGAAUGGGGGAUAGAAAAACAGAGAAAAGAGAAAAAAGAAUAAGAAAGGAAGAGUGGAGGAAAGGAAGAAAGAAUGGAGAGGGCCUUUUAGCUAUCCAUACCUCGUCAUCUAUCCAGAACUACGGAGUAGAAGGGAACUUUGAGAUCACCUUAAAGGCCCCCCUGGGUCCUUUGACCUUUCUUACACAGGUGACAUUCCCAGAACCUGGAGGCCAGGCUACGACACAAAGUCAAUCAAUAACCAGGGAGAUCUGUUAUAUAGUCUGGCAGGUGGGGCCUUGCUGCCAUCUGCCAUACGACCCUUCCAGUCCCAGGCUUCUGAGGAGACGUGGCAAGUGCUGUGUGGUUUUCACCUGACCUCUGGACGCAGAAUUUCAGCCAUGAAGGUAACAGGCAUCUGUCUUCUCAGUGCUUUGGUCCUGUUGAGUCUAUCUGGUAACACCGGAGCUGAACCCGAGGGAAGAAAGCCCAACUGUUACAAUACAGUUAAUGGAUGCACCAAGAUAUUCAACCCUGUCUGUGGGACUAAUGGAGUUACUUACGGCAAUGAAUGCAUGUUAUGUCUUGAAAAUCAGAGGCGCCAGGUUCCUGUCUACAUUAAAAAAUCUGGAGUUUGCUGAGAACAAAGGUUUUGAAAUCUCCUCAGGUCACUGCGAGGCCUGGCUGGCCUGAUUGUUAAAUAAAUGCAUCUAAAUAAUC